Molecule: messenger RNA, 2595 nt
Organism: Daucus carota subsp. sativus
Lineage: Eukaryota; Viridiplantae; Streptophyta; Magnoliopsida; Apiales; Apiaceae
Exons: 3
Coding region: 1965-2588 (207 amino acids)
Source: RefSeq, a predicted model, not a curated record
CCUUGCAAACAUAAAACAUACGAUUUUCAAUACUGGUGCUAGCAUAUGAUUAUAUACGAAAUUAAUUUAAAAAGAUUAAAAAAAACAUACACACAUACAUACAUAACAGCUCAUAAAUCAAAUAUGAAUGAGAUCCAUAGAACAUACCAUCUGAUUCAAGAUUUGGAACCCUAGUUCUAUGCGGCCCCUUUUCUUAUUUGCUCAGGAAAAUAGAUGGUCGCCUCUUUGGUCAAGUCUACUAAGGACCUGUUUGGGAGUUAGCUGUUAGCUGUAACUGAUUGAAUUAGCUGUUUUGACUAGUUGAUUGAAAUUAGCUGUUUUGGAAGAAAGUGUUUGGUAAAUAGCUGAUUGAAUUAGCUGUUUGUAUUUUACCCAAACACAUUGCCAAUCAUCUAAUUGAAAAAUCUGCUCCUAUUAGCUUUUUCAAAAUUAGCUUUUUAGAUCUAAAAAGCUAUUUUAAUAAGCUAACUACCAAACACUAUCAUUAGCUUUUUCAUUUGGUCAAACAUCUAAUUUGAUCCAAAAAAGUAAUUUCAUGUCAAAAAGCUAACUUCCAAACACCCCCUAAAUCUAAACUUAAAAUCCAAAUCUUACAUUUUUAUUGUUGUAAUAAUAAUAUAAUAAAUAAAAAAAAUAAAUAAUAUUAUUAUAUUAAAAUUGAAACGUUAAUAAUUUUAUUGGUCAUUUGAGUUUUGGUCCAACUUAUGAUGAAAAUUAUUAGAUAUACUUAUUCAGGAUUAGAAAUCGCCGAGCAAACACCCGAUACGGAUCUGAAGCAACAUGAACAAACACCCGAUUUGGAUCUGCAGCAACAUGAACAAACACCCGAAUCGUGUCGGCCGCGACAUAUGAAUCUGGAGAGUUCCAAGCUCAAUCGGUCUUCUCCCCCAACGUUCACAGGCGACUAUUCGAAACCGGAACCUGGUAAACCCUAUGAUCAUGGUAGGGCAGCACCUUUGUUCUACUUGAGCUCUGUUCGCAUAGAAAGCAACCAAUUCAAAGGGUUCAAUUCUGAUUAAAAUUUAUGGCACUAUCGUACUCAUUGAUGAUCAUGGCAACGAAUUGUAUAUCUAUGAUUGCAAGCAUCGUCAUGAUGCAACGACUCAUAUUUUAGAUCCUGCAACACCCUCAUGUCUAAUCCUUGAAAACUUUCAACCUUGUGGCGUAUCAAGUAAAUUUUGUUUGUUAUUUCAAGUCAAAAGAAGACUGCCUGGUGCUGCUAAGAAGGAUAUUGUAAUCUUUGAUGAUUACACGUAUAUAGAUUGCACUAAGGAAGUUCCUUAGGAUAUACCACAAUCUAGGGUCUUUGGCGACGGUCAAUCUAUUAUUACUGUGACUUACACAAUAUUCAAGUGUGCACUUUUAGCUGAGGCGGGUAUUGUAGUUGAAAAAACUGGCGAAAAUGAUGAAAGUGGUGUUGCUACAAUUACUGGUCGCAUAUUUGCACAAACUAGGGGAUUGAAUAAAGAUAUGUCACCUCAUGUCCGUACCCUCCUUGCUGCAUCAAGUGAAAAGUUCAAGUGUGGAAAUUAUAUUCCACUGUCUACAUUGGUUGUGCCAGCAUAUUCUGAACUUGAAUUUCACGGCCUACUAAAUGUUAACGGGGAUGAUUUAAUUUGUGAUUUGAUUUUUGAACCCGUCACUACAGAGAACUUAUUUCAUGAGAAACAAAUUGGCCGUAGACCAUUUCGGUGUAUUGGUUGCAGGGCACUACAAGCCUUAUGGAAGCUAAUAUACAUGAAUACUAUGCUAAAGAAAGUGAAACACCCUUUACAGCUCAGAGGCCGACAAGCAAAAUCCUUAGAACUAACAAUGUCUGUGCAUGCAUUUUCGUUUUCUGGCUUUACCUUUGCUUUUUCUUUCUUUUUUUCUUUAAUUCUAAUUUUCAUUUUAAAUUGACCGACUUUGGUUUCCUGUUGAAGGCACAUUAUAUUUAACCAGGUGUGAGACAAUACUUUGUGGACAUGAAAUGGGACAUAAAUGAUUUUCAACCUGAACUUUUGGAGAUUUUCUCAAUUUUUGUUCGUGCUUAUGAUCAGGGAGAUUCUGAAUUCAGUCUCAGAGGAAAAGUGAAGUGUUUCGAUUGCAGAGAACGUCUAUAUAUCUUUGAUUCAGACACCAGAGGAGUCUCCACUUCAAAUAACAUUGUAAAGCUAGUUCCUGAUCUGGGUCGUGGUUUUGUCGGUCCACAUUUGGGGAUAGUAACAGAGCUGACGGAUAAUCAAGGCCGUGAGAUCAGCUUUGGGCGUUUUACAUAUAAUUACAUAAAAUUGUCGUUUGAGGUAGUGAGUAACUUUGAAUCUGGUGGUGCUGCUGGUUGUGAAGUUCAUGGGAGUAUCAAUACUUCGUAUAGCAACUUCAAUUACUCUACUCAUUAUGCGAAGAAGUAUUACCGAAGUACGCUGUUUGAAAAACAAAAGUCUGAUGCUGUGAUGCUUGCUGGUGGUGAGAAAAUACCUUUGUCAAAAUCCGUAGUUUUGACCACUGUGCUUUUUACAUUUGAUCUUGGAAAAGUGAAUAAAUUAGUUUUUCUCUGCCACCAGUUAUUCUGUGUAAAACAAUGGUGUGAAAUGCGAAAGGAGCAAUAAUUAUAAA